CUAACGGCUACCUCUUAAGAUGGCGUCUAAGGCGGCAACCGCGGCGGUUGAUUUCGCUCGCAUCUACUCGUCCCUGGGACUUGGGAAAGAGACCGUUGCCUCCCUUCAGGCUUUCCGCAAACGUCACGCUGACGCCCAGCGCCUCGCCGCCACUGCUGCCGCGCAGCCCACUACCAUUGACUUCGCGUACUACCGCUCUGUUCUAAAAAACAAGGCUGUUGUCGAUGAAGCGGAAAAGACCCUGAAGGAAUUCAAACCUGUUACCUACGACGUCUCCGCACACAUCAAGGCCAUCGAGACUUUCGAAGCGAAGGCGGUUGUGAAAGCGAAGGAGACUGAGGCGAAGAUUGACGAAGAGCUCAAGGAUCUUCAGGCCACUCUUGCCAAUAUCGAAGAGGCAAGGCCCUUCGAAGAUCUCACGGUGGAGGAUGUUGGGGAUGCCCAUCCUCGUAUACGAGAGGCUGUCGAGACUAUGAUCAAGAAGGGCAAGUGGACCGUCCCGGGUUAUAAGGAGAAAUUCGGCGAUUUGUCGCUCAUGUAGACGUCCACGCUGUGCCCACACUCCCUAGUAUAACGUUUCCAUCCGUGAACUGGACGUGGUAAUACUAUGCGCAUGGCUUAAGCUGAG
Messenger RNA from Punctularia strigosozonata HHB-11173 SS5, 628 nucleotides. Its product is annotated as ATP synthase d subunit. The transcript has 5 exons. The coding region runs from base 20 to 541 and encodes 173 amino acids. Gene Ontology annotation, molecular function: proton transmembrane transporter activity. The record is from RefSeq and is a predicted model, not a curated record. NCBI's taxonomy places the organism in Eukaryota, Fungi, Basidiomycota, Agaricomycetes, Corticiales, Punctulariaceae. Gene Ontology annotation, biological process: proton motive force-driven ATP synthesis.